GCCGAUGGUGGGGAUAAAAGGGCGGUCGCGCAGGCGCGACUCGCGACAGAACUGCUUCGCGCGGCGACGCUCAGUCUCGUCCGUUGCAAUCCAGUGCAGAUAUACGUGCAAUUACCCUGUCAACAGUGCUUAAAAUCUUUGGUUCGUGCUUGUGCUGCGUUUCAUCAGCACACACGGUGAUCGAUAACGCACACCGACGGAAUCUGUCGUCGAUCGCCGACGUGUCGUGAUCGACGUGCGUGAGGACGAAGAAAAAAAAAUAAAAAAAUAAAAGUAAAAGAGUCACACUACGGGAGAAAGUUUCGGAAGCACGCGGCGCGCGCGAAGGGAUAAAUCUGACGUGAUUUGAAUUUCCAGUAUCAAUCAUCGCGAAAGAGUGAAGGGACCGUUCGGAGUGAAGUUUGACGCGAGUCUUUCGGACGGUGAAUCCUCGAUACCUCGACGCGCAUCAACGGCGUCAGUCCGGCUGGAACGCGCGAGACGGGUGGUAGCGUCGAAGACGUCAUUCAGGUGCGAGCGAGUGGUACGAAUCAACGAGAGAAAAAGGAGAAAAGAGCGUGCCGUGUGCGACAGCGAGCAAAUGUAGUGCCGGGUAAUUUCACCUAGUUGCGUUCACGCGACCUAACUGCCGGCGUGAGUGGUGGAUCGUCAGUGUGUCUGUGAACCGCGAGUCCGCGAGUGGUUUGGUCACCGAGGGACCGCUGAAGCUUCCGUACACGCCGUCGAGAUGAAGACUUGCCACCUGUGGCUAGAAGCGGCCGUCGCUCUCCUGGCGAUAGCAGGUGCGAACUGUCUGCGGGGGGUCAGCCUAGAGGUGGAUCCGGAUGUGGUGCAACGUGGCGAGAAGGUGAUUCUGCGGUGCAAUUAUGAUUUGGAGAAUGCGCCACUCUACUCCCUCAAGUGGUAUCGAGGCAGACACGAAUUCUACCGAUUCUCACCCACCGAGGAAUCAUCUACCAAGACCUUCAACAUUUCCGGGAUUAAUGUCGACCCCGACAAGUCGAACAACAGCCAGGUAACGCUUCGCAAUGUCGACUUCGGCCUCUCGGGUACAUUCAUCUGCGAAGUUACGGCAGACGCGCCAACCUUCUCCACAGCCUCCGCCUCGAAGAAUCUCACCGUAGUAUUUCUGCCCCGUGAAGAGCCCGUUAUCGUAUCGGAACGCGAUCGCUACGACCCAGGAGACAUGUUGAGGGCAAAUUGCAGCCUGCCGCCUUCGAAGCCACCGGUUCACAUCUCAUUCACACUGAACAGCAUGCCGUUGAAGGCGACCACGAGGCAACAGCGGACGAAGGAAGAUGAGGGAAUGCAGUGGAGCGAGAUCAGUCUCACCCUUCAGCCAUUCCAUUACACGAACGGUCGUUUGAAUCUACGUUGCACCGCGGAGAUACCUGGCGUCUACUCAAAACAAAGCGAACUCCAGCUUCUUUCGGGUAUGCGCGAACCCGUGCCUGAAAGAGUAACCUCAGAAAACGGAAGCGGCAUGCACACGAUGACGUUUGUGACAAUACUCUGCCUGGGCACGCUCCAUCUACUUCUGAGAUAGUCACGGCACGCCUGAGACCACGAAAAGGGAGCUCACGGGCGUCGCAUGAUAAAUAGCACACUAGUCAGCGGGAGAAAGGGCUGGAUGAAAAGACGAUGGAGGCAGGGUUUAAGGACCGCGUAUGGA
This is a messenger RNA of Atta colombica, 1672 nucleotides long. Its product is annotated as platelet endothelial cell adhesion molecule-like. Lineage: Eukaryota; Metazoa; Arthropoda; Insecta; Hymenoptera; Formicidae. The transcript is spliced from 6 exons. The coding region runs from base 728 to 1546 and encodes 272 amino acids. The record is from RefSeq and is a predicted model, not a curated record.